AAGAAGAAGUUGAAGUUGAAGAAGAUGGCGCCGACUUGGACCGACGCACUCGAAGAGCAGCUGAUCAGCAUGAUCGAGGAGAGGCCGCCGCUUUACAACAUAUCGGAAAAGAGCUAUUCGAAUCGAGUAGUGAGGGCAGACUGCUGGCGCCAAAUCACAGAGCAAUUAAAUGUAUCAGAGAAGGAGGUGAAGAAGAAGUGGGAGUCCUUGCGGACCCAGUUUGGCCGCUAUCGCAAGCCCUCUCCUUCGGGAAGUUCUAGGACCAAGCGGACUGCCAGGCAGCGGUGGAUACUGCGGAAGUUGCAGUUUCUGCAGCCACACACGAAAACGAAAGAAAGUGCAUCUGACCUCACUCACACGGAACCCCUGGCCUCUUCUGACGCCAGUUCCGGUGAUGAUGCCGCCGCUGAUGCCUCGGUGAUGGACAACAACACGGACAGGACGCCGCGCGACCCGGCGGGCUUCGAGUCUUUCAGCUCCGGCACGUCAGCCGAGAGCACGCGAAGGCCUCGCGCGAAACGCAGGAGGAAGUCUCCGAACGAUCCGCUGACGACGACGACGGCAGACCUGAUCCGCUCCAUGGAGGCGGUGCUCGAGAGGAUGUCUGCUGAGGCCAGACGGGACUUUAUAGCGGUGACGUGCCAGAGCAUAGAACACAAGUUCAGAAUGGUGCCGCCGCACCUCCUGCCACGACUGGAGAACAGAGUUCAGAACCUCAUUUUUAACUUUUUCGAGGAGCACAACCUGGGGAAUCACCCGGACACACACGCAAAUGGGUGUUAGUGGCUCUAUUUGUGGGUUUUUCUUUUCUUUUUAUUUUUUCGAUUUGCAUUUUGUACAUGUAAAAUAUAUAAAUUAUAUUUUGUACAUUUUACUUUUGAUAAGAAGUAAAAAGCCUAUCUCUGGAAAA
Sardina pilchardus (European sardine) is the source of this 910-nucleotide messenger RNA. RefSeq lists its product as uncharacterized. NCBI's taxonomy places the organism in Eukaryota, Metazoa, Chordata, Actinopteri, Clupeiformes, Clupeidae. The coding region runs from base 25 to 783 and encodes 252 amino acids. The record is from RefSeq and is a predicted model, not a curated record. The transcript is spliced from 3 exons.